Messenger RNA from Knipowitschia caucasica, 1017 nucleotides. Lineage: Eukaryota; Metazoa; Chordata; Actinopteri; Gobiiformes; Gobiidae. The record is from the annotation of a GenBank genome assembly.
AUGUCGAGCAAGUCCCCUGACAAGCGGAGGAAGAUGGAGUCUGCACUCAGCCAGCUCAAGCAGUACACGGUGGUUGUGGCCGACACCGGGGACUUUAACGCUAUCGAAGAGUUCAAGCCUCAAGAUGCCACGACAAACCCCUCCCUCAUCCUCGCGGCCGCCAAGAUGCCAGCCUACCAGAAACUGCUCAACCAAGCAAUCGAAUACGGCCUCGCCAAAGGAGGGACUGAGGAGGAGCAGAUUGCACACAUUAUGGACAAACUCUUCGUCUCCUUUGGUCUGGAGAUCCUCAAGAAGGUUCCGGGUCGUGUCUCUACAGAGGUGGAUGCCAGACUGUCUUUUGAUAAAGAGGAGAUGUUGUCCAAAGCCCUGAGGCUCAUUGCUUUGUAUGAAGAGGCAGGCAUCAGCAAAGAACGUGUGCUAAUCAAGCUGUCAUCAACGUGGGAAGGAAUCCAGGCCGGCAAAGAGCUGGAGGAGAAACACGGCGUCCACUGUAACAUGACGCUGCUGUUCUCGUUCGCUCAGGCCGUGGCGUGCGCAGAGGCCAACGUCACCCUCAUCUCUCCGUUCGUGGGCCGCAUCCUGGACUGGCACAAGGAGAACACAGACCGCAAGAGCUACGAGCCGCACGAGGACCCAGGUGUCGUCAGCGUCACAAAGAUCUUCAACUACUAUAAGAAGUUUGGCUACAGCACGGUGGUGAUGGGCGCCUCCUUCAGGAACACCGGGGAAGUGAAGGCUCUGGCGGGCUGCGACCUACUCACCAUCUCUCCCUCGCUGUUGGCAGAGCUCAGCCAGGACCACAGCGCUGUGCCUCAGAUGCUGCAUGCGGAGAAAGCAAAGAAGUGUGACCUGGAGAAGAUUCACCUGAACGAGAAGUCUUUCCGCUGGCAGCACAACGAGGACCGCAUGGCCGUGGAGAAACUGUCCGACGGCAUCCGCAAGUUUGCAGCCGACGCCAUCAAACUGGAGACGAUGAUUAAGGACAAAAUGCUCAGCGCUAAAAACGGACAGUAA